UUCUCAGCAGCCCCUGCUUUCCUGCUGGGCAGGGACCCUCACUGUUGGGGUCCUUGUAGGACAGACAGGGCACAGAGCACCUAUGUGGGGAGCACAGUUUGCAUCCAGGGGUCCAGGCCCCCAGCGCAUCCCCCUCAGACCCAGGAGUCCAGGCCCCCAGUGCCUCUUCCCUCAGACCCAGGGGUCCAGCCCCAGCCUCCUCCCUCAGACCCAGGGGUCCAGCCCCAGCCUCCUCCCUCAGACCCAGGAGUCCAGGCCCCCAGCGCCUCCUCACUUAGAUCCAGGGGUCCAGGCCCCCAGCCCCUCCUCCCUCAGACCCAGGGGUCCAGCCCCAGCCUCCUCCCUCAGACCCAGGAGUCCAGGACCCCUUUCGCUGGGGUCCCAGUUAGCCAGGUCCCCAGCUCCGACAUCCCCCCGAGUCAGGUCCCAGGCCCGCGGCUGCAGGGACCCCCGGGUUGCAUCAUCUCUUUGGGCUGUCCUGGCCACCGUGGAAUUCUGGUUCCUGCCAAGUGGGUCAAAUAGCACGGAUCAGGCCCGGAGAGAGUGACUGGGCAGGUCUGCCUGCUAUAAAUUCUGGAGCUGCUGCACCUGUCCGAGGAGACGGGGUGUCCUGUCGGCGGGGACCCACAAGCAGAAGGACCCAGGCCCCAGCUGCCCUCCGGGAGCGGGCCCUCGCACACCAGCCAGUCUGGCACCGAGUCUUGACCGUCCCCACCCCCCGCCCCCAGACCACGGAGGACUUGAGCCCCUGAUGGACUGGGGCAAGGCCAAGUGCCGGCCCCCGGGGCUGUGGGUCCCCGCGCUCGCUGCCCUGCUGCUGGGGGCCUGCCAGGCACACCCCAUCCCCGACUCCAGCCCCCUCCUCCAGUUUGGGGACCAAGUGCGGCAGCAGCACCUGUACACGGACGAUGCGCAGGAAACAGAAGCCCACCUGGAGAUCAGGGCGGAUGGCACGGUGGUGGGGGCUGCCCGGAGGAGCCCAGAAAGUCUCUUGCAGAUGAAAGCCUUACAACCGGGGAUCAUUCAGAUCUUGGGGGUCCAGACGUCCAGGUUCCUCUGCCAGAGGCCGGAUGGCACGCUCUACGGCUCGCUCCACUUCGACCGCGAGGCCUGCAGCUUCCGGGAGCUGCUGCGUGAGGACGGGUACAACGUUUACCUCUCGGAGGCCCUGGGCCUGCCCCUGCGCCUGUCCCCCGGCAGCUCCCCACGCAGGGCGCCGGCCCCCCGGGGACCAGCCCGCUUCCUGCCGCUGCCCGGCCUGCCGCCAGACCUUCCGGAACCGCCAGGCCUCCUGGCCGCCGCGCCCCCCGAUGUCGACUCCCCGGACCCCCUGAGCAUGGUGCAGCCUGCGCUGGACCAGAGCCCCAGCUACACCUCCUGAAGCGCCGGGCCCCCUCUUUAUUUAUUGGGGUAUUUAUCUUAUUUAUUUUUUUAUUUUUUCUUACGUGGAACAAUAAAGACUCCA
Messenger RNA from Oryctolagus cuniculus (rabbit), 1465 nucleotides. It is a transcript of the gene FGF21, whose product is annotated as fibroblast growth factor 21. The record is from RefSeq and is a predicted model, not a curated record. NCBI's taxonomy places the organism in Eukaryota, Metazoa, Chordata, Mammalia, Lagomorpha, Leporidae. Gene Ontology annotation, molecular function: growth factor activity.